GAAAGAAGGACUUCUGUGUGUUAUAACAUUAAAAGGUGCAGAAAUCAAACCUGCAGCUGCGUGAAUCUGCGCGGAGAGACAGGCUGUAUUGUGUCAUUUGGAGAAAAAACAGAGGCUCCUUGCCAGGGAAAGGUUUUCUCAGUUGUGGAUGUCACUUCCUAGAGCCCCAUUUAAAGGCUCCAUUGAAGACCACCCUGAUGAAACACAAUUUCUCAUUCACACAGUCUGUCUUGUAUAUACGUGAGAUGAUGCAUACGACUUUUGAGGUGUCUGAUUAAAGCGUUCACUGACCCAAGACCCAGGUGAAGAGACUGGUUUCCACAACGACCAUCUGAAAAACAGGAAGGAGAUGGAACCAGCGAAUCGUACCGGUGUACCUUACACACUGGUGUGUGGUUGAUAUCUGCGUAGAGAAUAAACCGUUGUUUCUGUUGAACAACCCCUCAAUCUUGCCCCGUUGUGUUCUGCCAUUCAACCAUGGGGCAUAUCCUGGAUUUACCUUCACCUGGAGCAGAUGUAUGCUUUCGAGGAAUGUGGCUCUUUGGUUUGCUGCUGGUCUUGUCUGUGUUCACCACCAGCCUUGGCAUCCACAUGGACUCGAUGGGCAGCCACAGUACGUUCACCUGUGAGGCGAUAGGACUGCGAAUGUGCCAGGAUCUGCCCUACAAUACCACCUUCAUGCCCAACCUUCUGAACCAUUAUGACCAGCAGACCGCCGCUCUGGCCAUGGAGCCCUUCCACCCCAUGGUGAACCUGCAGUGCUCUCCAGACCUCAGGCCCUUCCUGUGCGCCCUGUACUCUCCUGUAUGUAUGGAAUACGGCCAUGUGACGCUGCCCUGCCGGAGCCUCUGUACCCACGCCAAAAGAGACUGUCAGAAGCUCAUGGACAUGUUCGGAGUCACCUGGCCAGAGGAGAUGGAGUGCAGCAGGUUUCCAGACUGUGAUGAGUCGUACCCCCGCGCUGAGGAUUUGCUCGUGAAUGAAGACCCCUCCGACCAAUCGCCCAUGUCAGUGCAGCGCGACUACGGUUUCUGGUGCCCCCGUGAGCUCAAAGUCGAACCCGAGCUCGGCUACACCUUUCUAGGAGUGCACGACUGCUCUGCUCCCUGCCCCAACAUGUACUUCCGGCGCGAGGAGCUCACCUUCGCCCGCUACUUCAUUGGUGUCGUUUCCAUCGUUUGCCUCUCAGCCACACUCUUCACCUUUCUCACCUUCCUCAUCGACGUCACCCGCUUCCGCUACCCCGAGCGGCCCAUCAUCUUCUACGCCAUCUGCUACAUGAUGGUAUCGCUGGUCUUCUUCCUAGGUUUCUUGCUGGAAGACCGUGUGGCUUGUAACGCAGCCAACGCCGCUCAGUUCAAAACCUCAACAGUGACUCAAGGCUCGCAUAACAAGGCCUGUACAUUGCUUUUUAUGGUCCUCUACUUCUUCACCAUGGCAGGUAGCGUUUGGUGGGUCAUUCUCACCAUCACCUGGUUCCUAGCAGCAGUGCCCAAAUGGGGAAGUGAAGCUAUUGAGAAGAAGGCGCUGCUCUUCCAUGCCAGCGCGUGGGGAAUACCUGGCAUGCUAACCAUAACCCUGCUGGCUUUGAAUAAAAUCGAGGGGGAUAACAUUAGUGGCGUGUGUUUCGUGGGACUGUAUGAUGUUCACACUCUUCGCUGGUUUGUGUUGGCACCGCUGUGUUUGGAUGUUCUGGUUGGCGUGUCGUUGCUUCUGGUAGGGAUUGUGGCACUCAACAGAGUCCGAAUGGAGAUUCCGUUGGAGAAGGAGAAUCAAGACAAGCUGGUGAAAUUUAUGAUCCGGAUCGGAGUGUUCUCAGUGCUGUACCUGGUGCCGCUGCUCACCGUUGUUGGGUGUUACCUGUAUGAACAGACCUACCGCUCAAUCUGGGAAACUACCUGGGUGCAGGAGCGCUGUAGAGAGUACCACAUCCCCUGCCCUUUCCAGGUGGAGCAAACCAGUCGGCCUGACCUGGUCCUCUUUCUGAUGAAGUAUCUCAUGGUGCUUGUGGUUGGGAUCCCAUCUGUGUUCUGGGUGGGCAGUAAAAAGACCUGUUUCGAAUGGGCCAGUUUCUUCCAUGGCCGCAGGCGUAAAGACAGCGGUGCAGUCAAUGAAAGCCGUCAGGUUCUUCAAGAGCCAGACUUCGCCCAGUCUUUGCUGCGUGAACCCAACACAUCUAUUGUCCGGAAGUCUCGUGGUACCUCCACCCAGGGUACGUCUACCCACGCCUCAUCCACACACCUGGCAAUGCUGGAUGAUGUGCGCAGUAAAGCCAGCAGCGUCCACAGCCAGAUGAGCAGCUAUCAUGGUAGCCUCAAGCGUUCGAGGGACGGCAGGUACCCACCGUCUAGUCAUAGAGGCUUGGAGGAACGCCCGGCUUACGGGAGCAUGCCGCGACUCAAUGAGCAGCUGUCCCAACUCAAUGAGCAGCUGUCCCAUCACGGAAGCCUUCAUCGACUCGACAGCCAAUCACGACACCUCAGUGUGCAAGACUUGAGCAAUGCCCCACCCACUAGCAUCACACACGGAUCCAGUAUGAACCAUGUGGAGGAGGAGGAGGACGGUGCCAGCGCGUAACUAUGAGAGAUUCAAAGAAAUUUUUCUUGGCCACUGUCCUGUGACUGAGGCGAAUCUGUUGGCAUGGGAGAGCACCUGCCUUGAAAGCCAGGGGAAGGCAGUAAAUGGAAGACUUGGCAAAUCCUCACUCGACAGACAGUUUGGCGGAAGCAGAGAAAUCAGAGACUUGAUGCAUGUGUGUUGACAGAGCUGUCUUCAGGAUUUGGCCCAUUAGUGGCGCACCUAACACCUGAGUAACAAGAUAUGUUUUCUUUGAUACAGUGAAUUCAGAGUGACUGGUGGGUGAAGUUUACACCAUGUAAAGUGAUACGGUAACACUACUCUGCCUCUGGUCAUGUGGUUGCCGUGUCAGGACUGUGUCACAGAGAAGAGGAUAAAGCCUGAGUGGCCGCCGCUGUCUGUCGGUUCAUAAUGACAUCCAUCACGCAACACAGCAGAACCCUGUUUAAGGAGUUAUGUCAUUUGUAACUUGAAGACUGAUGGGUCAUUCCAUGUUAAAUCAACCAAAUUUCAGAAACAUCUUUGGAGGACAUUUUUUAUUCUGAUAAUAGUUUUUCUGAGAAAGAUAAACUGAUGAUGAAAUCCCAAAUUUUAAAUGCCAUGGAUCAAUACUUGCGGAGUAAUCCAUUAUUUUAUAGAGUGGGUCAAAAUGUACAUUUCUAUCUAUGAUUCUGGAACAAAACUACAGGUCAAAAAAAGAAAUAACCCCAGAAAGAUAGCAGUCGUUAUUUUAUAUUUACAUAUAGGUAGGUAUAUUACUCAAAUAAGUUGAUUUCAGCACCAAUAGUUGCAUUAUAUGCCAAUGGUGAGUCCAAAAGUGGAAACAAAACCAGACCUAAACUUUUUAUUUUGUGUUGUUUUUCUAAAGUUGGAGUGCCUACAAGUCCAGAGGUAUUUAAGGUAUCUUAAUAUCCCUUUAGAUUCUGGUUAAGAGCAAAUUGUUCUUUUUGUAUCUUCAUAUUUAAGGCCCUAUAUGGUUAAAUCCCUGAGAUAUGGGGCUCUCAAUGUGGCUCUGUGUGUAAAUUGUUACGUUUGAUAACUUUUCAAUGGUCAAAACCAAAUGUGGGUUACAUAGUAUAAUUUACUGUGUUUUUCUUUGUUCAACAAAGCAAAGGUCUGAAUGUAAAUGUUUUUAUAUGAAUAAUUAAAAUGUAAAAAUCUUGAUUUUGAGUCCACACGUACACUAUUAUUAAAGUGACAAGUGGCUCUAUAACUAGUGCAAUAGAUAUAUCUAGUUUUUGAAUUUCAGAAAUGUACAUCUGCAAAUCAUUAAGAGGCCAAACACUAAAGGUGCUGAAACUCUACUUGUGCUGAUUUUAUAAUUUUUUUUUAUCUGCACUAAACAAAACGUUGAGCCAGGGACCUCUGGUUGCAUUGACAUGGAAUGACCCUGAUGACUAUUCCAUUAGAUUUUGGGUUUCAGAACCCUGAAAGUUGAAGGAUGGUAAAAAGAGGGAAAGUCUUACCAGUUACAUGCCUCUGGCAGUGUCUUUAAUGGUUCUCUGGAAGUUUGGUCUAAAAGGCAGAUACCUUGGGCAAAUGUUGACCAAUCAAAAUACUUCGAAACUGUACCACAGAGGAGUGGCUCUCAGAAUCCUCACCAACACCUGAUGUGCUUUGUCAAGCCUUUUGAUGGCUGCCUACCUCAUCAGAUCAGAACGCUCAUGUCUGCUUUCCUCACAUGGCCUAAACACACUUAAGAACAUUGUUACAGAUUAGCAACCAUAUGUACAGGAGUCUUGCGCUAAAAGCUUUGAAAAUGGUGCUUCUGUCUGAUGUUGCUCGCAUUUAUAACUUGCUUCAACACUUUGGGCCUCAUUCAAGAAACAUAAGCAGAACAAAUGUGUGUUAAUCGGGGAUGGAGGGGAAAAUAUCAAUGUUUUAAGUAUUAUGACAUUUUACCUCACAAUACUGUAUUGAUAGGUAUAUUUUCUACAUGGAUAUUUAUCAUGAAGAGAUUGAUUACCAACACACAAUUAUUUCUACUCAACCAAAUAAGGGACCAAAGUACAAUUCAGAUGAAACGGGAAAGUAAGUGGAAAAAAAAGAGAGGUUGCAUUAGAGAGCAAUAAUCUGGUUCUGAAGGUAAACAUCACAUUCAUUUUUUCCAUUGGGGAAUUGACUUUUAACGAUAACUAUGAGCUAAUGUGAUUUCCAGUGUUGUUAACUAAUGAUACAUACUUCUGUUGAAACCAUGAGUCCGCAUUAAUUCAACUGAUCCUGAAGGGAAACAACCCAUCAAUUAGAGAAUCGUGUCAAAGCGCACCAAAAGUGUUCUGCAGCACAUCCACCCCCACAACACGCUGUGAAACAUGCAAUCGAGUGGGUCACACAAACUACUUGUGUGUUUGUUUAUAUACAUCAUGCAUUAAUGAAAUAAAAAUGCAUAAAAAUGGAGUGGUGGUGGUGUGGUGGGCUAAAGCACAUAACUGUUAAUCAGAAGGUCGCUGGUUUGAUCCCCACAGUCACCACCAUUGUGUCCUUGAGUAAGGCACUUAACUCCAAGUUGCUCCGGGGGGAUUGUCCCUGUAAUAAGUGCACUGUAAGUCGCUUUGGAUAAAAGUGUUUGCCAAAUGCAUAAAUGUAAAUGUACUCGUAUUUAAAAACUUUCAAUCAAUAUUUGUAUAUAGUUCCAUUGUUUUUAAUUUAAUGCUUCAUGGAAUUGCAGUUAAUUCCCUCAUUAAAGACAUUACAUGCAUAGUCUUACGUUGUGAUUCACCUCAGAGCUGGUUUGGUUCAUGGCUUACAACACUUUUUCUGGAACCAUGAUGGCUGAAAAGUGGGCGGGCACUGUUGCACUCUAUAUAUUAGAGUUUUGAACAAUUAUACAUUAUAAACAAAUCUAAUAAUAACAUACAAAUGACAAUAUUGUUUAUACAUUUAAAUCAUAUUCACAAUUGUUCAUUUGAAAAUUGCUGCAUUCAGUUUUUCAGGAAGUAUUUAGUCAGAAAUUCAUUCUGCUUGUUUCAUGAAUGAGGCCCUUCGUGUUUAAUAGACAUGAAUAUAUGGAACAGGAUUUUUUGGAAACAAAUAGGGGGCAUCGCUGAACAUUAAUAUUAAAGCAUUGGGAGAGCAACUUAUUUACAUGCUUUAAACGUGAAGUCCUGUGUGUUUAACUUGUUGCAAGAGAUUAAAGUGGUACUUAGUGCCUGAAUAUGUGACUUUGGACCUGAGUUUUGUGAAGCUUUUUUUAAAAUGCUAUUUCUGCUUUGCUGUACCUUUGCCUUUGGUAUCACAAAUACACUGGUUCAUGCUGAAUUCCUCUGUCCACUUUGUACAUAUUGUAGAAUUUCGAGGAACAAAUACAGCACUUUAACCACGGCUAUCUGUUGAAUGUUGAAUUUGUAAAGACAUUAAACCCUGUUAUAGCAUCAUGCAAUAAUUCAAAUAAAGAUUUUAUAUACAACACAUUUGUUUUUCCAUUUUCAGAAAAGCUCCCCAAUUUAUUGAUAUCUGUAAGGUAAUCAAUUAUCAGUGUGAAAAGUGGUGUCCAAACCAAUACAAAUAAACUCCACAGUAUUUCAUCUUAAAUAUGUCUGUGCAACGAAAAGAAAAAAGGAAACUGGUCCGCAUUGCAGAAUGGGGUCAUUCUUUUUCACAUCCCAACCACUCACGCCACACAGCUCAAUAAAAUACAAUAAAAACAACUGAAAAAUGAAUCCAUAAAACAAGUGAUUACACCUAAUAUAUGCAAAUCUGUACAGUCUUACAAAAAUCUAAAUCAAGAAAGUAAAACAGUAUGAUAUGAAAGCAAUUUCAAAACCAAGGCAAAAAAAAUCCUCAAGUGAAAUGCAAGUGUGAAUAUGUAUUUUUAACAAAAUCACCCAAUCGUCUUCUCUUAUUUUAGUCAGUUCUACCUACAACGACCAGUUUCUACUGAUCUAAAAACUAAGGCACCUCCCUUUCUAAUCAACUGAUCUAUAUCCAUUGCUAAGUAACAUUCCUAAAAAGAUCAAUAAACAGACUUGGAUAUCAAUAUAUAUCCUCAACUGCCAUUUCUACUUUUCAUUGCAAUUCCUCCAUGCAAUAAAAUAAUCAUUGGUUCUGACAUACCUGA
Xyrauchen texanus (razorback sucker) is the source of this 6634-nucleotide messenger RNA. RefSeq names its product frizzled-3-like. Gene Ontology annotation, biological process: non-canonical Wnt signaling pathway; canonical Wnt signaling pathway. The record is from RefSeq and is a predicted model, not a curated record. Gene Ontology annotation, cellular component: plasma membrane. Bases 478 to 2577 code for a protein of 699 amino acids. Gene Ontology annotation, molecular function: Wnt-protein binding; Wnt receptor activity. The transcript has 7 exons. NCBI's taxonomy places the organism in Eukaryota, Metazoa, Chordata, Actinopteri, Cypriniformes, Catostomidae.